Trypanosoma theileri is the source of this 2136-nucleotide messenger RNA. RefSeq lists its product as uncharacterized. The record is from RefSeq and is a predicted model, not a curated record. Gene Ontology annotation, cellular component: cytoplasm. Lineage: Eukaryota; Euglenozoa; Kinetoplastea; Trypanosomatida; Trypanosomatidae. The transcript has a single exon. The coding region runs from base 1 to 2136 and encodes 711 amino acids.
AUGCAUAAUCUUGUGCAGCAACGUCCUGCCAUUUUGGCAAGCAACAAUGACUCAGACAACGUGUUAUCGACAAAGCUGUUGAAUACAUGCGGAACUACAAAUAUGAUGAAUGGCACUCACAACAGUAUGGAUUCACUUAAUUCAACAGGUGUUGCCCAACUUGUAAAUGUACCAAAAACAGCGGACAAUGAUGCUGAUCUCGGACCCAUCACAUCACUCUUUACUACAUUUGAUGUGGAAAAUACCACUAAUGGUGUUUGUAUGGAAGAUGGAUCUUCUCAAUCUCUUCCUCCUCCUCCUGUGGUUGGGGCUACCAAAAGUAUGCGGAGUACAACUGCCGUUAAUGGUGUUCCUGUCGGAGCUGGUGUAAGUGUGGAAAGUUGUCCUUUUCCCGUUACAGGUAAUGCAAUGCGAGUACAAAAAGGUAAUCACUCUGCUAAUAUAAGUUCCUCUUCAUUUCCAUGGCACUCUGAGGAUAAUAUAAUGAAACCAUUAGGGUAUAGACCUUGGCAAGAACGAGAACGAAGUUUCACUACGCAACAAUCCAUCUCCCAAUCUCAGUUAUCACGUAUGCAUUCAAGUUACCCAGCCUUUAAGAGUACACCCUUCUUUGAUGCCUUUGAUAGUAAAUCCAUGAUGAGUGCUUCUAGACAAAGAGCAGUUUCCACAUCAACCAACUUUGGAAGAAUACAACAUGAUCCAUAUACAUAUAAUUCAGGAAGAACUACACCUGCUUCUAUGAGUGGUGUCUUAAGGGCACAAAGUGCGGCAACUUCACAAUCUAUGUUAUAUCCAGUUGUUGUGCAAACCGAUACGGAAGUGGAUAGUAAUAUCACAGUGGCUGUUAUGCAAAAGGUACCACGACAGACGGGAGCCCCAUUUAGAAUGAGUCCAAGACAACUCAGUACUGUCAUUCCAACUCUCUCUCCUCAACGUUUUGGAUCCAUCAGUUUGGAAACACCACGACGUACCUCUGUAACGGCACACAUGUCUACUACAAGUGUGAAUGUAUUACCUUUAGAUCGUGUUACAUUGAGAGAUGAUCUCAUGCGUCCUGUUUCCACCUCCAAUACACCAUUGUCUACCACAAGAGAAAAAUGGCAAGUCCCUGGAGAGGAAUCACGUGAUCUUUCAUUUCCCAGAGUGCGGUCUUACUCCCCACAGUCUACCCUUACUACUGCAUCCUCUGGUUUGGAGGAGGUUCACAAGGGGUUUGAUAUAAAGCAGGAAGAGAAGGAAGAGGAGGAGAAAAAAGAAGAAGAAAAAGAAAAAGAAGGGAAAGUGGAAUUACAACAAGAGAAGGAAAAGGAAUAUCAAGAAAAAAUUUCGCAAAAUGAUGAAAAUCUUCGGGUUGUGGUUGUGAAGGGAAAGUAUCAACGACAAAACUUCGUUACAGACAUCACAACAGUGUCAGUGGGAGCGUUAGUGAUUGUAGAAGGUGAUCGUGGAGAAGAUAUUGGUACUGUUGAAUGUAUUGAAAGCAUGGAAUACUUCAAAAGUAAAAACGCUAAUAUUGAGAUUCAGUUGAAAAAGAAAAUGGAAGUUGCGAACCGUAGCAGAAGUAGUAGUACCAGUAGUAACAAGAGCAUCAACAGUAGCAAUAAUAAUAAUAACAACAACAAUAAGAAGAGUAACAUCCCUAGUCCUAAUAAUAACUACGAUGGACAUAAACCUGGGAAUACGGGUGAAAAUAUCCCUUCACCAGUUUCACCCAAUAACCACAACAAGACUAACGGCAAGAAACGCAAGAACAUCAAGGAAUCCCACUCUCCACAAUCUCCAAAAGCUCAAGAAGCUGAAAAAACUCUAUCCAACCCAUUCUCUCUUCCACGUGUGUGUCGUCUCGCGACGGAGGACGAUCGCACCGCAAUGGCCUCCCUCCGCUCAUCAGAGGAGGCGGUGUUGCCGGAAGUUUGCCGCAUCGUCUACCGCUUCGCCCCUGCAGAGAAAGUCGUCGUGGACGAUGUGGAAUAUCAAUUGGACCGCCAAAAGAUCACCGUUUACGUGCGAAGAGAAAGUACAGACGUGUUUGUGAACUUCCGCCGUAUGCAGCGACGAUUGCAUCGACUGCUAAAGUGCCGUAUUUGGCUGGCAUACAUGGAUGAGGUGGAGACCGGCCGGUGUGCGGAGAAAUAA